This is a messenger RNA of Chlamydomonas reinhardtii, 4161 nucleotides long. RefSeq lists its product as uncharacterized. The transcript is spliced from 21 exons. The record is from RefSeq and is a predicted model, not a curated record. Lineage: Eukaryota; Viridiplantae; Chlorophyta; Chlorophyceae; Chlamydomonadales; Chlamydomonadaceae. Gene Ontology annotation, molecular function: ATP binding; ATP hydrolysis activity. Bases 174 to 3395 code for a protein of 1073 amino acids.
CUUAAGUGCUGAGGAAUAGGCUGCACGCUUCAAUACCGAGCUGCCACGGGCGUUAAGCCACGCCCACUCAACCUAAACGCAUCUUUCUGCCCGUCUGAGCACUUUGUGAGGAGGAGUAGUGCUUUUCAUAGAAGUAUUUACUGCCAAGGAUCGUGAUUGGACUUUCAACAACAAUGGCUUUCAACCCGGGCGCGGCGCCUUUCGCGCCGGGAGCUGGUUUCAUGAGCCCCGAGGUGGCCGCCAUUAAUGACCUGAUGGACCGCCUGUCGCUCGCGUGCAAGGAGGAGGCGCCCCGGGCAGCGGCCGCGGCAGCACCCAAGCCGGUCGCCUCCGCAGCCGCGGCUGCGGCCAAGCCUGCGGCCCCCAGCGGUGGCAUUAAGAUCAUGCGCGCUGGCGCGCCGGCAGGCGCCCCCGCCGCGGCAGCCCCUGCCGCAUCCGGCUGGGGCGCGGGCGGCGCCAGCGCUGCGUCGCGCGGCGGCGUGAGCCGUGACAACGCCGCCAAGGAGAUUGGCGAGUACGUCAAGGCCCGCGGCGUGCGCGUGCUUAAGACGUCGGGUCUACGCGACCAGCUGGCGCUGAUGGCGGAUGACCAGAACAACGCCGUGGCCCGUGAGGCCGCGCUGCUGGCGUACGCGGCGCUGUGCGACUGCGUGGGCACCGCCGUGGAGCCGUUCGUGGCGCCCAUGCUGCCCGUGUUUCUCGAGCGCCUCAGCGACAAGAUCGCCGUGCGCGCCGCCGCCGACCAGGCCUGCCAGGCGCUGGCCCGGCUGCUGCACCCGGAGGCGGUGCCGCGCUGCAUGCCCGCCAUCCUGUCGGGCGCCAGCCCCGCCAAGAAGUGGCAGUGCAAGGAGGGCGCGUUCAAGAUCAUCUCCACGCUGUGCGAGACGGCGCCGGACGCGGUGCAGGCCGCGCUGCCCGACAUCGUGCCCGUGGUGAGCGACGGCAUUGUGGAUGCCCGUGACGAGGUGAAGGAGGCGGCGGUGGCGGCGGCCGAGAGCGCCUUUGCGCUGGCCGGCAACCGCGACAUCGCGCCCUGCGUGCCCUCCUUCCUCACCUGCAUCCGCAACCCCAAGGAGACGGCCGAGGCCAUCCUCAAGCUGUCCGGCACCACCUUCGUGCAGGCCGUUGAGGCGCCCGCGCUGGCCGUGAUGUGCCCGCUGCUGAUCAAGGGCCUGAAGGAGGAGACGGCCAUCAAGCGCAAAGCCGCCAACAUCAUCGCCAACAUGUCCAAGCUGGUGCUGGUGCCCGCAGAUGCUGACACCUUCCUGCCCAAGCUGCUGCCCCGCCUGGAGGCGGCCGCCAACGAGACGCCCGACCCGGAGUGCCGCUCCGUGUGCGCCGCCGCCGUGACCACGGUGCGCCGCGUGGCGGAGGCGGCGCACUCGGCGCGCAUGGCGGAGGACGACGAGCGCAAGGUGCUCAAGGAGGCGGAGGUGGAGGCCAUGCUGACGGCCGUGCUGGGCGCCAACGGCGCUGACGUGGCGGGCGACCCGCUCAUGGGCGUGGCGGUGUCGUACUGCGCCGCCAUCGCAACCGUCAUGGUCAACAAGAAGAACACCGACCCGGCCAAGUGGCAGGACAAGAUCAUUGAGCCGUUCCUGCUGUCCUUCCUGGACGGCGGUGACGAGGCCGCCGCCAAGGUGGCUGAGGCCUGGAGCCAGCAGUGCGAGGCAGCCAGCCACGUGGUGGUGGACGACGGGCUGUCGGACGACGACGAGGACGUGCUGUGCAACUGCGAGUUCUCGCUGGCCUAUGGUGGCAAGAUCCUGCUGAACAACGCGCGCCUGCGCCUGAAGCGCGGCCGCCGCUACGGCCUGUGCGGCCACAACGGCGUGGGCAAGACCACACUCAUGCGCGCCAUCAACAACGAGAAGGUGGAGGGCUUCCCGCCCAAGGACCAGGUGUGCUCGGUGUACCUGGAGUCGGACAUCGCGCCGGAGAUGGCGGAGUACCCCAUCGUGGAGUUCGUGUUCAAGGACCCCACGCUGCAGGUCAAGGCCACGCCGCCCAGCAUGGAGGAAGUGGUGGAGAUGUUGCGCAACGUGGGCUUUGACGACGAGCGCCAGAAGAACCAAGUGGGCUCGCUGUCGGGCGGCUGGAAGAUGAAGCUGGCGCUGGCGCGCGCCAUGCUCAUGAAGCCCGACAUCCUGCUGCUGGACGAGCCCACCAACCACCUGGACGUUGUCAACGUGGCCUGGCUGGAGGACUACCUGGUCCGCGUCAUCCCGCGCGUCACGUGCUGCAUCGUGUCGCACGACUCGGGCUUCCUAGACAACGUGUGCACGGACAUCAUCCACUACGAGCAGCGCAAGCUCAAGUACUACCACGGCAACCUGUCGGAGUUCGUCAAGGUCAAGCCCGAGGCCAAGUCCUACUACACGCUGGCGGCCGCCACCCUGCGCUUCAACUUCCCCAAGCCCUCCUUCCUGGACGGCGUCACGUCGGGCGAGAAGCCCGUGCUGGCCAUGAAGAAGGUCACGUUCAGCUACCCCGGCGCCGCCAAGCCGCAGCUGGAGCAGGUCACGUGCUCUUGCCGCAUGUCCAGCCGCGUGGCCAUCCUGGGCCCCAACGGCGCGGGCAAGUCCACGCUCAUCAAGCUCAUGACUGGCGAGCUCAAGCCCGACAGCGGCACGGUCAACAAGCACAUCAACGUGCGUGUGGCCUACGUGUCGCAGCACGCGCUGCACCACCUGGAGGACCACCUGGACAAGACGCCCAACCAGUACAUCCGCCUGCGCUACGGCAAGGGCGAGGACAAGGAGGAGGCGGAGAAGGUGACGCGUGUGCUGAGCCCCGAGGAGGAGGAGGCCAUCAAGAAGCAGAUCUGGGUCAUUGACGGCCAGAACCGAGUGCUGGAGAAGCUGCUGGGCCGCCGCAAGAAGAAGAAGUCGUUCGAGUACGAGAUCAAGUGGGUGGGCCUGUCCUCCAUCGAGUUCAACAGGUGGACCAUGCGCGAGGUGCUGGUGGAGCGCGGCUUUGAGAAGCUGUGCCGCGAGAUGGACGACAAGAUCAACGCCGAGAAGGGCGAGGCGGCGGCGAGGCCGCUCACGCUCGCCAGCGUGGAGCAGUACCUGCAGGACUUCGGUCUGGAGCCCGAGUUCGGCACGCACAGCGCCAUCCGCGGCCUGUCGGGCGGCCAGAAGGUCAAGCUGGUGCUGGCGGCCGCCAUGUGGCACUGCCCGCACCUGCUGGUGCUGGACGAGCCCACCAACUACCUCGACCGCGACUCGCUGGGCGCGCUGGCUCAGGCCAUCAAGGAGUUUGGCGGCGGCGUGGUGAUGAUCUCGCACCACAGCGAGUUCGUGGGCGCGCUUGCGACUGAGAUCUGGGAUCUCAAGGACGGCAAGCUGUCGUGCCACGCGAAGGAGGAGAAGGACGAGAAGGCGGAGCACUAAAGAUUUGGGUGCGGUGCGGUGGUGGUCUGUGGUGGUGGGCGGAUGAAGGCGCGCGGUGCAGGGAAGCGGGGCGUGGGGGGGGGGGCGCAGGGGGCGUGUGAUGGACGGGUGCGACCACAGGGAGGCGGGCUGCCAGAGGGCGGCAGUCCAGCGGUGGUCAGGCGUCAGAAACGGGCCAAAAGAGCCUGUACGGCCCCAAAGGCCGAGAGGGGUUGUGUGAGGGAGCCGGUGAGUGUUAGGGCAUGCUCGCAAUGCGCGAGGCGAGGCAACGCCAUGCCGUUUUGUUAUGAGAGGAUGAGAGAAGACGAACCCUGAUAGGGCAGUGAGCUGAGGCAGCUGCGCUGUGCCCGUGUCUGCCGUUCGCUUUAUUGGGCGACGAAGAUGGCCGGGGACGCAGUCAAAUUCAGAGUAUGCUGAAGGCUGAGUGAUCAGGAGCGGCGUCAGUGCGCGUGCAUCGUUCGAUGGGUGAUGCGGGCGGAUAGAGCGAUGGCAUGAACAUGGGCGAGUGCUGAUUUGUCCUGGAAUUCGUGCCGUCCUGACUCCGUUGUUUGAGUGCGAAUUCUUUUGGAUCGCUGCGAGUGAGACAUGUGAGCGGCCAUGAAAACCCCAAAGAGGGUUGGUGCGAUGGGCGAUGGGCGGUCAGGCGCCGGGGCUGGCUGUGAGUGGGAAGUCCAACGACGCGGCGUUUGUUGUGCGUCGCUGUGCGGGGUCUUCCAGGGGCCUCCGCCACCCCAGGGUGCCGGCUGCUAUGUAAGGAGCGCUAAGA